UCCUGACCAGGGAGGCCUUCAAUGAAACUGACACAGAAAACAUCAGCAGGCCAACAAUGAACAAGACCGAAUCAUCAGCACCACAUCCGGCUGAUGAUGCCAGAGGCGUCCUGAAUGUGACUGACUCUGGGGAAGUUGUACACACUAUAGUGGAACCUGAGUCCGGAUCAUUUCAUCCAGACGACAGCCACGACACCUUGAAUGAUACCAACACAGGAAAUGCCACAGAGGCAGCAGUAGAAGCGUCAGUAGACCUAUUUUCUAUAGACUGGGAUGACAGCAGUGAUGGAAGUAUCACUGAUACUACAACGACAAGUGAGUUUGUAGCAUUUGGUCCGUACGACAGACAGGACACCUGGACUGAAACCAGCACAGAGGCUCCAGUUAGAUCAUUACCAGUGUCACCGACACCAACACAUUCAGCUCAUGAAGCCAGGGAUGUAGAUAUAGACAUAGAUAAGGAAGCUGAAUCAUCAGCACCACAUCCGGCUGAUGAUGCCAGAGGCGUCCUGAAUGUGACUGACUCUGGGGAAGUUGUACACACUAAAGUGGAACCUGAGUCCGGAUCAUUUCAUCCAGACGACAGCCACGACACCUUGAAUGAUACCAACACAGGAAAUGCCACAGAGGCAGCAGUAGAAGCGUCAGUAGACCUACUUUCUAUAGACUGGGAUGACAGCAGUGAUGGAAGUAUCACUGAUACUACAACGACAAGUGAGUUUGUAGCAUUUGGUCCGUACGACAGACAGGACACCUGGACUGAAACCAGCACAGAGGCUCCAGUUAGAUCAUUACCAGUGUCACCGACACCAACACAUUCAGCUCAUGAAGCCAGGGAUGUAGAUAUAGACAUAGAUAAGGAAGCUGUGUCAGUAUCAUUUCCUAAAGACAACAGACACAGCAUCUUGAAUGACUCCGACACAGAGAAUAUUACAGGGACGCCAAUACAAUCAUUAACAGACCCACUUUCUACGGACCAAAGCAGAGACGCCUUCAAUGACAGCAGAACCAUUAUCGAUAAACCCAUGCAAAGUGGCCCACUUUCUGGAGACCAAAACACUGAUGCCUUCAAUGGCAGCAGAACCCUGAUUAAAACACCCAUGACAAGUGACUCCCAGGACAACAAGCAAAAUUUAACUAGCAACAAUAAAGGGACAAAAACUGAAUCACCAACACCACAUCCACCUGCCAACACCAGAGAUGUCGUGAACGAUACUGACUCUAAGAAACUUGUAGACACAAAAAAGGAACCUGAGUCAGUAUCAUUUCAUCAAGACGACAGCGAUGAGAAUGUUACAGGGACACUAAAUAAAUCAUUAACAAACUCUUCAUAUCCACACAAGACCGCCAACAAGACCAAUGUGAUAGGCAAUGAGAGAAGGAAAAGAUCUGAGUGCAGUAUUAAAACUAUUAAAUGUUCGGAGCAAGCCACCGCCAUGAUCACCACUUUUGGAGCCUGGAUGUCAGAUGUAUCGCGGCUGGAUGAUGGUCGAUACUGGCUGGCUGAUCAUUUUUCAGGUCGAAUUUUGAUGGAGUAUGAGAACAUGUCAGCAAUUCAGAACAGGACCUACAAACCUAUAGAUGUCGGGAAGUUCUACCAGGGGUGUGGCCACGUUAUUUACAAGGGGUCAUUUUACUUCCACCAAGCAGGAACAAACAGGAUUAUAAAAUUUGACCUGAGCUCUUGGAGAACAGACACUCUGACCAUGGCAAACAGCAGAUAUAACAGACUGGCUUAUCUUUUCAGCAACUCAAAGACGUACUUCAAGUUUGCUGUGGAUGAAAAUGGACUGUGGGUCAUUUUUGCAUCAGAUACAGAUGAUAAUACAAUGGUUGCAAAGCUCAACGCCGACACAUUGUCUGUGGAGUCCGUCAUCAACACUCUCUACCCCACAGCUAAAGCAGGAAAUGCUUUCAUUGUGUGUGGGAUAGUAUAUUUUACAGAUGACACAGACAGAAGAGUGACAUAUACCUUUGAUUUAAAGAAAGAGAGUCCUUCUGAUGCAAGUUUUGAUUUAAGGCCAGCUAAUGGCAUCUUGGCUAUGCUGUCAUACUAUCCCAACAAAAAGCUUUUCUAUAUGUGGGACAACAGCAGUGUGAAAACCUGCAGAGUUAAACUGAAAAUGACCUAAAGAUAUUCAAAUACUUUGUAAAAUGAGCAAUAAAAGAUUUUCUUUUGACAUCA
Molecule: messenger RNA, 2185 nt
Organism: Seriola aureovittata
Lineage: Eukaryota; Metazoa; Chordata; Actinopteri; Carangiformes; Carangidae
Exons: 21
Coding region: 57-2132 (691 amino acids)
Biological process (GO): signal transduction
Cellular component (GO): cell surface
Source: RefSeq, a predicted model, not a curated record